This is a messenger RNA of Vicia faba (fava bean), 1212 nucleotides long. NCBI's taxonomy places the organism in Eukaryota, Viridiplantae, Streptophyta, Magnoliopsida, Fabales, Fabaceae. The record is from the annotation of a GenBank genome assembly.
AUGGUUACCGGAGGAAGAAACAGAGGCCGAGUGGGUGUCAUCAAGAACAGAGAAAUGGCACCAAAAAAGAGGAGAAGAAGUCCAGCAGCAAAGCAGCAAGUGAAUAGUGAUGCUGGAUCUGGAGCAAUUGAUCCAGCUUUUCUAGAUGCUCUUCCUGAGGAACUGCGUGCUGAAGUCCUCUCAGCUCAGCAAGGUCAAGUGGCUCAGCCACCAAAUGUCGAGUCUCAGAAUUCUGGGGAUAUUGAUCCAGAGUUCCUUGCUGCCCUCCCUCCAGAUAUUCGAGCAGAAGUUCUAGCUCAACAGCAAGCUCAGAGGUCAAAUCAGUCUCAGGAGUUGGAAGGUCAACCUGUUGAAAUGGAUACAGUCUCAAUAAUUGCAACAUUUCCUUCAGAUUUACGAGAAGAGGUUCUGUUAACUUCAUCUGAUAAUAUCCUUGCCAAUCUUACACCUGCUCUUGUUGCUGAGGCAAAUAUGUUGCGGGAGAGGUAUGCACACCGUUACAGUCGUACCCUCUUUGGUAUGUAUCCAAGAAGUCGUAGAGGUGAGACUUCAAGACAUGGUGAUGGCACUGGUUCUGGCUUAGGUGCAGUAGGGGAACCAAUUUCUUCACGCCGGUCCAGUGGAGCUAGGGUUGUUGAAGCUGAUGGAGCUCCACUAGUUGACACGGAAGCCUUGCAUGGCAUGGUUUGGUUAUUUCGCAUGGUGCAGCCACUCUAUAAAGGCCAACUGCAGAGGCUUCUUUUAAAUCUUUGUGCUCAUAGUGAAAUAAGAAUAUCUUUGGUGAAAAUUCUGAUGGACUUGCUAAUGCUUGAUGUGAUAAAGCCUGUCAGUUCUUUUGGUGCCGUUGAGCCACUGUAUAGAUUAUAUGGCUGUCAGAGAAAUUCUAGGCUUCCUUAUCCUGAGAUUAAAGAACAAAGUAAUGCUAGUGAUGCAUGUGGAAAAGCUGUGAUGGUUGUUGAAGAUGAAGUCAAUAUAGGUGAAAGUAAUGAAGGUUACAUCUCUACUGCAGUGCUUUUGGGUCUUUUGAACCAACCACUUUAUUUGAGGAGCAUAGCCCAUCUUGAGCAGCUGCUAAAUUUACUGGAUGUAAUAAUUAAUAGUGCUGGAAGCAAGUUCACUCCAUCUGAUAAACCAUCGAUUUCGACUUCACAGUCACCGCCGGGUCCUCAAAUUUCUGCUGUCGAUGCCGAAACAAAUACAGAUCUAUUGUGA